Saccostrea cuccullata (small rock oyster) is the source of this 7664-nucleotide messenger RNA. RefSeq lists its product as uncharacterized. Gene Ontology annotation, biological process: adenylate cyclase-activating G protein-coupled receptor signaling pathway; activation of adenylate cyclase activity; hormone-mediated signaling pathway. Gene Ontology annotation, cellular component: plasma membrane. The transcript has 32 exons. Lineage: Eukaryota; Metazoa; Mollusca; Bivalvia; Ostreida; Ostreidae. Bases 208 to 7329 code for a protein of 2373 amino acids. The record is from RefSeq and is a predicted model, not a curated record. Gene Ontology annotation, molecular function: G protein-coupled peptide receptor activity; protein binding.
UGAACUAAUUAUCAAAUCAUGUUUUGAAUCUCUUUCCUCUAUGGGACUGCUAUAUCACGACUAUAAUACUAAUCAACUCCAAGAUCUAUUAAUGCAAACAGCAUAUUACAUGAAAUCAUCCGACUAUUAUCUCAUUCAAAUACACGACAAAUUGCCCUCAGCAGCAAGAUAAAUGUUCCGAUUAGUUUCUACAGAUUUUGUGUUGCAAUGCUGACAGUGGUUUUGAUCUUUGGACUUUUCCAUCUUAGAGCGACCUACAUUGUAUCCGAAUGGGAGCAACCAGUUUGUCCAUUUGUUAAAUGUCAAAAUAAAGGAUUACUCGAUCAAACAACAUGUCGAUGUGUGUGUCCACAAGAUUAUUUUGGAUUUUUCUGCGAAAAGAGUUUUCAGAACAGUAACUGGCCAGACGGGACAUACGCCCUCCCUGCCUCAAUGUUCGGUUGUCCUGAGACUGAGGACAGGGGUUGGACCUUAUCUUACAUUAACCUGACUCUCCCGGACUCCGCCCAACGACAGUACUGGAACAUUAAAGACCCAGACCUCCUCAAUGGCAUCAUAGAGCCAAACAUACUGGGACCUUACUAUUAUCAUGCUAUUCAAAUGAACUUUUGUGUGAAAAAUCGAACUAGUGAUAGAGGAGAUGACAAUGAAACAUCAUCUGAGUGGCCCAAAGGGCAGUACUGUAUAUACAGUUUCAGCAGCAUAUGCCCUCAAGGGUUUUCUAAUGGCAGCUUGACAAUAUCCGGUUAUCAGUUUACAAAACAGGAUAUAGGGGGCGUUAUUCCAGGGGAGACCGGAAGCAAUAUGAGUCUCAUGCUGCAGUUCUGCUGUAGAGAAGAUGGCGAUACCCAGGCACCAAUAAAACUACCAUCAGACUUUCCAUUUGUUCUUUUCCAGAGUUCAUCAGCUAAUUCUUGUCAGGAGGUGGAGUCUAUGAUCGUACAGCGGGACUAUUUGUAUAUGACCAAUGAAAACGAUGAGUGGAAUUUCAAAGGAGUGUUACCGUUCUUUAACAAAACAGCAUUAAAUGAAUCUGUAGGCGUGGCCUAUUGCUACUACGAACCUUUUGCGCGCCGUGAGUGCUACUUUGACAUGGACUUUGGAAAUUCUUACAACGGAAGAGCCAAUGUUUCAAAGAAAGGGAAAGCCUGCUUACCUUGGACAAAAUCUAGCUUUGAACUUUUCAAGAACAGCAGGAAGGCGUAUCAUGAGUUCGAUGAAAAUUACUGUCGAGCUUACCAGUAUUAUACAUACAAAUCGGGGAAACCAUUCUGCAUUGUUAAGUUACCAAACUGGAGACAAUACUGCAUAAUUAGAAAAUGUGAUAAGGAUAAAAACUUGAAGGAAUAUGGAAAGUUUACAUCUUAUAAAAGUGUUCAACAUGACGAAAACUUCGAGGCAAUUUAUGCAGUUGAUGGUUCGAUAGAUACCCUGAACUCAUUUAUUUCAAAGCGACCCAUGAUGAAGCCAUGGUUUCAAAUCAAUCUUCAGGAACACGUGGAGGUUCACGCUAUAAUUAUUUACCGUCUUAGUACUUACAUGCCUCAUAAUCUGCGAUACCUUGGGACCUACGUCAGUAAGAAUCCGUGGGAUUUCAUAAACUAUGGCGCUGUUCGAUGUGACGACAUCAGACUCCCAGGAUACUCCAGAGUGUUCCGGUAUCAGUGCAGGCGUCCGGUGGUGGGUCAAUACGUCACCAUACGGAACUUUGAUUUCACACAUCCAGACCAUAAUCCAGGCAACUUUUUCAAAAUGGAAAUCAACGAGAUUAAAAUUCUAGGAAAAGAGACAACUUGUGGUAGGCCCUUGGGUAUGGCCUCAGGUAACAUCUAUGACUAUCAGUUAGAAGCCUCGUCUAUAAAUGAAGAGAGUGGACAAAUACUUCCUCUUCCACUUCGAGGACGACUGUAUCAUCCAAACCCAGGAUGGUGUGCUCAGAAAACAGAAAGAUCGCCAUGGUUUAUGAUUGAUUUAGUUGUCCCGACGGUUGUCCAGGGAUUAUCGGUCCAGGGAUGGACAUCAGGAAAGGAAGCCAGAUACAUUCAAUCAUUCCAAUUGUCCUACGGAGUAACGAAAAAUAAGAUAAAACGAUAUGAAGAUUCACCUGGAAUUGUGAAAACUUUCAACAUUGAUGAUAGCAUACCGAUAAGCACACCCCAGUCCUUCCUACUGCACAAUGAAAUCCUGACAAGAUACAUAAAAAUACAUCCAAUACAAGCAGAGGGUCAGGAGGCAUGUCUGAAGGCAGAAGUGAUUGGUUGCCAAAAACAGUUGCAGAGAGAUAUAAAGUGUAGAAAUGGUACGAUUGACUUUGGAUUUGAAGAAUUAAGACGGUUUUCUUUCUGGCUUAACUCAGAGAAUACACAACAAUCUUAUAAAAAUAUAUCAAGUAUAGAAGGCUGUAGACAGUUUUGUUUGAAGAACAACUGCACCUCUCUGUCCUUUAAAAAGUACACAUCGGAUCAAGCAUGUUCUUUAAGCUUGGGAGACCGAUAUCACCCUGCAAGAAUGUUUGCCUGGGUUCAGACGGGUGUAAAGCUUAAUUUUGUUUCACAUCGACUCUGCUUUAAAGAUGCUUAUGAGGUCAAUCCUUGUACAUAUUUCAUAGACGUAUCGAAAAGUGAAGAAGAAUAUAUUAGGUCGCCAGGUUUUCCAUUUAGUUAUGGACAGGGGCUGAAUUGUACUUGGAAUGUUCAUUCCGGGGAUUCAGGGUUCAUAAAACUGGAAAUUGUUUACGUGCAUCUGCCUAGAACGACAACAGAAAUGGAGUUAAAUGAGCUUGGAAUGCUCGAGAUAAAUCCUGGAAGGUGUCAAGACCGGAUAGUUAUACAAGAAGCUACCAACAGCAUUGUAAUUACAUCAGAUUCACAGGAUAAAUUUCGUAACACAGUAGUUAUAUCCUCAAGAAGAAGUGUUGUUGUAUCUCUAGAAUCGUGUUUUCAAAUGUCUACAAUGCAGCUAGAAAAGAUCUUUGAAAUAAAGGUCACGAAAUCAGAUAAACCAGGGUGUGGAAUGGCCUUAGGAGGGCGUACGGUUAGGUGUAGAAUGCAAUCAGCUUACAUAUCAACUGAUCUAUAUCCAGCUCCAUAUAAAAAAGGGGAUUCUGCCACAUGGAAAAUCGACGGAAAAUUUGGGCAAUACGUACAACUGACGAUACUUAACCUAGACAUUGUAAAUGGUGGAGCAAGCUGUUCAAAUUCAUAUAUUGCGGUAUAUGACACGGACCUGAAUCAAAGACAAAAGUUGAUAGGAAGAUUUUGUAAAGAAAAUAGACCGUUUAGGAUUAUUACUUCUAGAUGGCAUUUUAUGAGAAUAGAAUUUCGAUCAAGGACGGACCAGAUUCCUGGACAGGGAUUUUUGGGAUUCUACGAGUUGGUGUAUUUUACCCAAAACUUUCAAAUUAUCAGACAUGAAGGGUGUCCGGGAAUUUGGCACUAUAGGAAUGGUAGUUGCUACAAAAUUUUCACAGGUGACGUAGGUAUCACAUGGUCUGAAGCAAAUCAACACUGUAUUCAAAAGAAUGGAAGCCUUGUCAGCAUAGCUUCAAAACAAGAACUCGCAUAUGUACAUUACAUGGUAACCAACCAUAAAAGCGUGAGCGGUGACUGGGAGAUAUAUAUUGGUCUGCAAAAAAGAUAUUCUAAAGAAACAGAUGAACUAAAAUAUACUUGGUCAGAUGGGAACCCCCUUACUUUUACUGCCUGGUUUCGUGAUGGCAGCAUUAAGGACCGGCAACCCAAUGGGGUUCAUAAUGAGCUAUGUACCAGUAUAAAGUUCUAUAAUAUUCGUUCAAUGGAUGAUUGGCAUGACACAGCUUGUGCUUACAAUAAAAUCCAAAGCUACAUGUGCGAAAUUGAUGUUGAAUAUAAUAGAAAAACUAUCAGUCGAGAGAACUGGUGGGGAAAUGGAACUCUUGUUUCAAUGUCAGCAGAGCUGGAUAACAUUUUGUUCCAGUGUGAGAACACAGAACUGAUCAGCAGAUUGUUUGUGUGUGACGGAAUGGAGGACUGUUUUGAUGGAUCGGAUGAGUCCAACUGCUCUUCCAUGUGUACAGGUCAGCAGUUUCAAUGUACUGAUGGAGGCUGUAUUUCCAUUAGUCUGUACUGUGACUUUGUUUACCAUUGUGACGAUCACUCUGAUGAAACAGACUGUAUAAGAAGACCAUGCAAUGACGAUGAAUGGAAAUGCAAGAAUGAUCAAUGUAUUACUGCAACUGACCGCUGUGACAUGAAGACGGACUGUUUUGAUGGAAGUGAUGAGGUAUUUUGUGAAGGUUGUAAACAUGGCUUUGAAUGUUACGAUCAGACCUGCAUCCACCCCUCUAAGGUGUGUGAUGGUUUUAUCGACUGUAGUGGAUUCUUCGCUGAAGAUGAAUCUCAGAAUUGUGAGGACAAUGUCCAGGAGACGUGCAGAGAUUGGUGGGGACUGGGACGGAGAGAAAAUGGAGAAUAUCUUGUUAGUCUUGGCUUAGAAGAUAUUUCUCCAGUGAUCGUAGAGUGUCGAUUUCGUGAACUAAAUAAAAGUGUCCUUGUGGAAACAUUAAUACACCAUUCCGAGGAGGAGACAAUAUACUCAAGCUUAAUAAUCGUAGAUAAACAACUCAGAUACACUGCACAUGAUAAACAAAUAUGGAAACUAAAAAAGACAAAUAAAUGCAGCCAGACGGUAAGGAUCUCGUGUCAUUAUGUAUACUCAAAAGACAUCAGAUGGCAAGGGAAAAAUGGACAGUUAUUCUAUUCAAGUCUGGGGCCUUCAUCAAAAUCUUGCUCGUGCCCUUUUGUCAAUAAAUGUGAAGAAGGAAAGACAAGAUGUAACUGUAACCCAACAUUAGAUGAAUUAUACAGUGCUGAAGUUACGGACGUAAGAGAAGAUGCCGGAGUUAUAACUGACCAUUCAUUGCUACCUGUCCAAAAACUAUUUAUAGAUCGUCCAGGAGAAGAUAGCUUCGUGAAAUUAGAAAUAGGACCCCUUAUAUGCGCUGAAGAGACUAGGGAAUUUUCAAAAGACUUUCUUUGUCGUACUGGGAAAAUUGAACCACUUUCAAUUCACUGUAUUCUUGAUUAUGACGUGUAUGGUGAUGUCAUAGGAUGCCGAGAUUUGUCACAUUUAGAUGAUUGUGAAACCAUGUUAUGCCCACCAGGGUAUAUGAAAUGCCCGGGAAGUUUUUGUAUUCCUCCACGUUUGAUUUGUGAUGGCGAGAAGCAUUGCAAAGAUGGUGUGGAUGAGAUGCAGUGUGAAACAUGUCCUGGUUUAUAUCGAUGCAAAAACAGCACAGUCUGUUUGAAUCCGGGAAGGCUGUGCGACAACAUUCACCACUGUCCUCUUCACGAUGAUGAAGUUCUUUGUCAGAUCACGUGUCCGGAUGAGUGUAAAUGUGACGGUCUGUCGGGCGUUUGUAGAGAUUUGCAGCACACAAGUCCUGCAAAGCUUCCAGCAGAAUUACGAUUUUUGAACAUAAGUGAAAAUGAUUUUAGGCAUGGUUUGCCAUCUUUGCUACAUUUGGUUCAUUUAGUAAGGUUGUUUAUAACAAAUAGCGGAUUGAAAGCUAUUGAACCAUAUUCAUUUGCUAAUCAGAAAAAUCUUCAGGUACUUGAUCUCGGAAAUAACAAAAUCACUCAUUUAUAUAGUUAUGCAUUUACUGGACUGGUAUCAUUAAAAGUUUUGAACUUGGAGGGAAAUCAUCUUUUAACUGAAAUAUCAGAUUCUGCUUUUGUUGGAUUACAAAAACUACCAAAGUUUUAUUUAACAAAUUGUCGCAUGUGGAAUAUAGGAGAGGGUACUUUUGCUGGUUUACGGAGCGUUCACCUACUAAAUAUUUCUGGCAAUGAUAUUGAAUAUGUUUCGGAUUUUGCUUUUCAAAACUUGUCUGAAGUGAAAGUUUUAGAUAUGAGAAAAAACAAAAUAAAGCAAUUUUCAGCCAAAAUAUUUUAUGGUCUAUCUAAACUGGAAAAAUUAUUCACGGAUUCAUACGCAUUUUGUUGUUUAAAACCAGGAACUGUGAAUGUUUGCUUACCAAAGGCAGAUGAAUUCUCAUCUUGCGAUGACCUGAUGAGAAACGAAUUCCUCUCGACCUGUAUGUGGAUUAUGGGAUUUUGUUCUUUGUUAGGAAACCUUGGAGUAUUUGUAUUUAAAGUAUUUUUCGAUAAACAAACUUUAAAGAAAGGCCAUGGUAUUUUCAUAACUAAUCUAAGUGUGUCAGACUUUCUAAUGGGAGUAUAUUUGAUAAUUAUAGCUUCUGCUGAUAAAUAUUAUCGUGGGAGUUACAUUUGGAAUGACAUUCAGUGGAGAAACAGCGCAACAUGCAAACUAGCUGGCAUGCUUGCUACCAUCUCAAGCGAAACAUCUGUUCUUUUACUAUGCCUGAUGACAAUAGAUCGUUUAAUAGCCGUCAAAUUUCCAUUAGGCCAGUUUAGAUUUACCAGAAGGAAAGCUCUCUCAUGCAUUGGCGUCUUGUGGAGUACUACCGUCGCUAUGGCAGCCAUUCCGCUGAUUCCAGGAGGAUACUUUGAAGGAGAGUUCUACUCUCGCUCUGUGGUCUGCCUGGCUUUACCUCUAACCAGAGACAGACCUGCUGGAUGGGAGUACUCCACUGCAAUCUUCAUCAUACUCAAUUUUCUACUAUUCGUGGUCAUUGUGUUGGGACAGUGUAUGAUAUACAGAGAAAUAUCAAGAUCAACUGGCAGUAUAAAAUCAACUAGGAAAACCCAAGACAUGGUCAUUGCCCGUGGACUCUUCCUUGUCAUUUUCACCGAUUUCAUAUGUUGGUUUCCCAUUGGAAUUAUGGGUUUAUUGGCUCUAAGAGGCCACGUGGUAUCAGGAGAGGUCUAUGCAUGGGUCGCUGUCUUUAUACUCCCAAUUAAUUCCGCUUUGAAUCCAUUCUUGUAUUCAUUUGCUAAUUUGAGAAAAAGGGUUGAGACGAAUAUGUCAUCAAAAAAGAAAACAUCAAUGCAGGACCACUCGGAAGCAGUUAGCGUGCUGUGUGACAACAGGUUGUUUGUGAUUGGUCAACACUCCACUGUGUAUGUCUCUUUAUCCAAUCAGCUACAGAAGGGAAUAAUUACUGUACCGGAAAUGAAGCUUGUUGUUUACCGAUUGGCUGAAGCUCUAAAGAUUCUACAUGAAUACGAUCUCGUUCAUGGAAACUUAAACACAGAUCUUGUUUUGCUUGAUGUUGUCAACAAGAAAAUAGAAGACGUGUAUAUCAGAACUGUGCCUAAAGAAGCUGAAAAAGAUGACGAAAUCCCAAAAGAUAUAAAACAACUGGGGGAAAUCACUCUAAAAAUGCUCAAGAACUACCAUAAGAAAAUAUCACAAAGCACUGAAUGUUAGAGUUAUGUACUUCGAAUUCUAGCGAUUAAAGAAAAUAUCAAUUUGUGCAUCACGCAUUCUUAAAUUCAGUUGAGAAAUGCUGCAUAUUUUAUUUUUGGAUAGAUAUAUACUUCUUCCAGGACAUAGAACAUUUUUCACCAGAAAAAUGCAAUGCCAUUUUUGUGGAAAUGACCCAAUCGCAAAAAAUGUCAUCGUGCUCCUUGUUUAAUAUGCCAGUCAUUUCUUGACAAUAUGAGAAACUGUUGUAAAUUGUACAAAUGUUGGUUCAAAAGUUAUGUCAGAGUUGCCAUACAAUUUUGAAUAAUCGAAACUGUGCAAUAAACUUUUAUUUUAUA